AUGCUGAGACAGAGGGAUUUCUUAAGUAAAAAGAUCAACACAAUCACUAGAACUAGCAAAGCAGCUGAUGAGGAUAAGACCAGUCUCAUUAUUAGAGUUUAAAAGGAGAACACUAAUCUAGUGAAAUCUUGUAAUGAAUUGAGAGAAUAAAGAGCCAAUCUCAUCUCCCACUUGUCUAAUAUGCAAAAGGCCUUAGAUAUAUUACAAAAGGAAAUUGCUUCUUUGAACAAUGGCGAAUCUAUUGAGUUUUAACAAUCAGACGAGGAUGUUCCACUUUAUAUAGAGAAAAACAAAAUAUAAAAACAAAUUUCAGCACCAAAAUUGACUCCAUUUUAGUAAUAUCAUUAGGAGAAGGAAAUAUCAAAAAUCAGAAAAUCUGACACCGUUCUAAAAAGAGAUAAAGGACAAUUGGAUUUAUAACAAUUGAUCAAAGAAAUUAAGACUUACAAUUUAACUGAUCAAGAACUCAGAGAUUAAGUAUAGCAAUUUUUAAGAAAUGAUGAAUCUUCAUCUAUUCUACCUUAGAUUCUAAAAUAUCCAUUCAAUCAGUCUCAAGAGGAAACCCAAUUAGCAGGACUAGAAUAAUCCAUCAUCAAUACAUCCUUAGAAACACAAAAACUUCAAUUGCCAUUAAUUAAACAAUGA
This is a messenger RNA of Paramecium tetraurelia, 645 nucleotides long. RefSeq lists its product as uncharacterized. The record is from RefSeq and is a predicted model, not a curated record. The transcript is spliced from 2 exons. NCBI's taxonomy places the organism in Eukaryota, Ciliophora, Oligohymenophorea, Peniculida, Parameciidae.